CCUUCCUCCACUGAGUUUGCAGACAGCCGGCUGGGGAAGUGGAGGGUCGAAAGCAGCUUGUUGCUGUGGGCCAGGGGAAGGUUUUGGUUGCUGCACGCAGAUAGUGUGUGUCGAUGCUGUGACGGGGGAAUGCAGUCAGGGUGGGCCCACAACACAGCUCCUCCUUACAGCCUCAAAGAGCCAGCUAAAGGAAUUACCUGCUGCUACUGCACUGGUCACAAUGAACGAAACUGUCAGCUGAAGAAUAGCAAAUAAAUUAUCCAGCCCUGCAUUUCGGGAAAGUGGCUAUCCACCAUGGGAGAUGCAGAGAAAUCCACCAUUGAGCAAUCCCACUUGCUGUUUGAUAACUUCAUCCAGGCAACAACAUGCAAAGGCACAUUCAAAGGUUUUCAGGAGCUAUCUGAGAUUCUGGGCAUCUGCAAAAUCGACUUUCCCAACUUUUACCCAAAGUUUAAAUCCAAACUCAAUUACUGGAAGGCAAAAGCACUCUUUUCAAAACUAGACAAACGAGGAAGUCACAAAGAUUACAAGAAGAACAUAGCCUGUGCCAAUACUAAGUGUCUGGUGAUUGGAGCUGGGCCUUGUGGCCUGCGCACGGCCAUUGAGCUGGCAUUCCUUGGGGCCAAAGCCAUCAUCGUGGAGAAACGUGACACCUUCUCCAGAAACAAUGUCUUGCACUUGUGGCCAUACACGAUUCAGGAUCUGCGAAACCUGGGGGCCAAGAAGAUCUAUGGGAAAUUCUGUGCCGGAGCCAUCGACCAUAUCAGUAUCCGACAGCUGCAGCUGGUUCUGCUGAAGAUCGCCUUGAUCCUGGGGAUUGAGAUACACCUUAAUGUGGAGUUCCGUGGGCUACUCCCACCCAGGGGCCAGAAAAAUCCAAAUUCUGGCUGGAGAGCAGAAAUUAACCCUUCAACCAGCAAGGUGACACAAUUUGAAUUUGAUGUUGUGAUUGGUGCCGAUGGCCGAAGGAACACACUGGAAGGAUUUCGGAGAAAGGAAUUCCGAGGGAAACUCGCGAUUGCUAUCACUGCCAACUUCAUUAACCGGCACACGCGGGAGGAGGCCCAGGCCCAGGAGAUCAGCGGCGUCGCCUUCAUCUUCAACCAGAAGUUUUUCCAGGACCUGAGGGAAGCCACAGGUGUAGAUUUAGAAAACAUUGUUUACUAUAAGGAUGACACACACUACUUUGUCAUGACUGCCAAGAAGCAGAGCCUUCUGGACAAGGGGGUGAUUCAACAGGAUUUCUCGGACACAGAAAGGCUGCUCUCCCGCAGUAACAUGAAUCAAGAAGCACUUCUGAACUAUGUGAAAGAAGCAGCUAAUUUCUCCACCAACCAUCAGCUGCCCCGCCUAGACUUUGCCAUGAACCAUUAUGGUCAGCCUGACGUGGCCAUGUUUGAUUUCACAUGUAUGUACGCUUCAGAGAAUGCCUCACUGAUACGGGAGGAGGGUGGCAAGCGGCUACUGGUCGCCCUAGUUGGGGACAGUCUGUUAGAGCCCUUUUGGCCAAUGGGAACUGGGAUUGCUCGAGGAUUUCUGGCCGCAUUUGAUGCUGCCUGGAUGGUGCGGAGUUGGGCACAAGGUACCGCUCCCCUGAGUGUAUUAGCUGAAAGGGAGAGCAUUUACAGAUUACUGCCUCAGACCACACCACAGAACAUCAGCAAGAACUUCAACCUGUACAGCAUUGACCCUGUCACUCGUUACCCCAAGGUCAAUAUCCAUGUCCUGGAUCAAAAUCAGGUCCGGCACUUGUAUAAUACUGGAGAGCAAAAAAAACUCCCAGGAUCCGAAACUGCUGCUAUUCCUAGAUCGCCAAAGUUUAAACAGCCUGACUCCUUGGCUCGAUCAAAUAAACUACUUGCCUGGUGCCAGAAGCAGACUCAGGGUUAUAAGAAUGUCAAUGUGAUCGACCUGACCACGUCAUGGAAGAGCGGUCUGGCACUUUCGGCCAUCAUCCACCAUUACCGGCCGGACCUGAUAGACUUUGAUCAAAUGAAUGAGAAGGAUGUGGAGAGGAAUAACCAAAUGGCGUUUGACAUUGCUGAGCGGGAGUUUGGAAUUUCCCCCAUAAUGACAGGAAAGGAAAUGGCAGCGGUGGGUGAACCAGACAAACUGAGCAUGGUCAUGUACCUGUCACAGUUCUAUGAAAUGCUCAAGGACACACCUCCAGAGGAAUACCUGCUGGGAUUUCAUGAUAAAUCCAACAUUGUGAGUGCCACAAAGUCACCCAUCUCCUUCCUCAGCAGACUGGGACAAUCGAUUGCUCGCAAGAGGGGACCAAAGGAUAUUUUAGGACGUGAGGCACAAUCGAGGCAGCCACUGAAACAAGAAGAACGGGACCCCUACCAGAAGGGCAGUGUCAAAUCCAUCGCCAAUCAGUUCUUGGCUAAGUCUGAUAGCAAUGUCCCUGGACCAUCGCAUGGAGUGAAGAGACAACGAUCAAACAUGUUCGAGGAAGAAUAUCCUGGCCAACAGCCUUACAGCAGACAAAGAGAUGUCCCACAACUGAGUGCUGUUCCUCAGUGGAAACAGCAAACGAUGAAGAAGAAGGAGUUCCCCGCACAAUUUGGAGGCAGUGAUGUUUGCUAUUUUUGUGGGAAGCGGGUCUACGUGAUGGAACGUCUGAGUGCCGAAGGGAAGUUCUUCCACCGUGGCUGCUUCAAGUGUGCGUUCUGCGGCAUGACCCUCCGCCUUGCCACCUAUGCCUACAACCCAGAGAACGGAAAAUUCUAUUGCAAGCCUCAUUAUCGGCUGGGUGGGCGCGAGGCCAGGAAAAGACCUGCCACACCUCCAGCAAAAGCCCAGGAGAGGAUUUCUCCUCCUCCACCGCCGACUAUGAAUCCGGUUGAAAUGACUGACUUCAAGGUUCAAUACGCUGACGAAGCCGCAGGAACGCUUACUGAUGCCAUGGUGGAGCCGUGCCAGGCGAAGCGAUUACGUGGUACCCCAGAGAGAAUCGAGCUGGAGAAUAUCCGUGUCUCACUGGAACGGGAGGAAGAUCUGCAGGAGGUGCCCGAAGAGACGCUUGCUGAGCACAACCUGAGCAGCGCGUUUCAGCAAGCCAGUCAGGAACCAGGCAGCAGUUGCAGUAGCUCUGAGUAUGAGAUGGAGGAUGAAGAAGAGGAUGAGGACAAUGCACUGACUCCCUCGGACUUGGGGGGCGUCCCAUGGAUGGAAGCAGUGAGGAUUCAUCGGUUGCUGAAGGGUGACCUAGAGGGAGACAGUGAGGCAGAGGAUGAGAAUGAGGAGCAAUCAGAGUCAAGUUACGCCUCUGAUGCUCCCCCAUUUCGGAAUGAAGCAGUUCGAGCGUGGUUGGAUUCCGUGUCUAGAGAACAGCAGGGAGAGGUGGAGUUAAGCCCAGAUGAUGAUGAGGAGGAUGGAGCUGUAUUCGAGGAUGAUAUUGCAUCAGAUGCGGAGGCUGAGAACCUGAUGAUUUCGUACACGGAAGAGCUGGAGCAGUUAGUGCGAGAAAAGGAAGAAUCAUGUGGUGAGAUUGGAAAUCAAGGUGAACCCAAACGACACCAAGUACACUCAGGAAGCAAUGUGGAUCCCCAACCCACUUCUGACAGCACCAGGAGUCCGCCAGAGCAAGAGGAUGAACUCCUUUUUCCUGGGGUUCCCUUUGUGAAGCCAAUCGACUCUGAAAAGGGAACUGUACCAUCACAUGAAGCAACCAGCCUCCUCCCUGACCACUCUCCUGUGCGAUCACAGCCUCUGUCCUUCCCAGAAACUCCAUCACCCUGUUCAGCAGUCCAAUCCCAGCCUGUUGUCACCCCUCUGGCCCAGAGUCCCAGCAUUGCCCCACCAGCUAUCUGCUGCCAACCACUCACCUGCCCAGGAGCAGCUAGCCCCAUCACAGCUCAGUCCCCAGUGAAAUGCCAGCCUGUCUCCUCCAUCCUGACAUCCACUCCAAUCAUCACGCACAGCGAGGAGCAGCAAGAACACACAGCAACAGGAAUGGGAGCAGAAAAGCCCACCCGAAAGGAUCCAGCUGACGACUUUUGGCUGAGAAGCAUGGAGCUCCGCAAAAGUCUUGGGGUCAGUCCUGUGGACCGAACCAGUGGGUCUGAAACCAGCUUCACAUUGUCCACCACAGGCUCAGCAUCUCCUCAAUCCUUCACACCAGAGGAGAUGUUUGAGGAACAGAGAAGCCACACAGAAAGCCCCCAGCCACCCUCCAGACCCCCCAGUCUACCUGGAGUUGAGGAGCUGGUAUUGCCAGCUCUAACCUCAAGCCAAUCCAUCGGGCUGGAUGCCAAGAGUUCAGAUGGUGGUCACAAGGAUUUGACCAGCACCUCUGGGCUUGGCCUGAAUGGAAGCUUGAGUAACACCAGGACUGCUGCCAGUGUGAGCCUGAAUAACUCUGACAGCAUGUUAACACCACCCUCCAGCCCUCCUCCACCACCCCCUGCUGGUGAGGAACCUGCAACUCUCCGGCGGAGGAAGCAUCAAGACAGGGGGAAGAGUGUUGUGGACAGGAGCCCCACACUGCCCAGCAAUAAGCAGCCUGUGUCAGCUCAGCAGACAGUAGCCAGCCAGCCAGACAAUGUAAGGAAAUCACUGGCAGAGAGCAUUGACGAGAUUCCGUUUGCAGACGAUGUGGAGGAUACAUAUGAUGACCGAACACCUGACACUAGUGUCCAGGAAAGAUUUUACACACCCCCAAGCAGCAAGCCCAAACAGGAGAAGCCCUGCCUGUUAAAAUUAGCCCAGAGCCCAAAGACUGCAGAGUCAAAACAGCGGCUACUGAUCUCACCAGAGGCUAAAGAAAUAGCCGAGGAAAGAAUGAGGGCUCGGGAAAAGUCAGUCAAGAGCCAGGUUCUCAGAGAUGCUAUGGAAAAACAGUUGAGGAAAAUGAAAGAAAUGGAAAUGAGUGAAGUGUCUGCUGGCCAGUCCAGGAGUGUCCUGAGACAGCUAUCAGCUCAGGAGGAUAGCUGGGCUGACACCACGUUACCCUUGGACAUUAAGUUAACCAAUGGUCACAAGCUGCAGCAGGAGUCGGUGGUGGACAGAUAUGUGACCCCCACAGCCUUACAGCAUCCCGUCUGUGAGGGUUCGGGAGCCUCCUCCGAGGAUUCAGCCAGCAAAAACAAGAAGAGAACUUCCUUGUUCUCACCACGGAAGAGCAAGAAGGAGAAGAAAUCAAAGAGUGAUAGCAGGCAGCCGCACAAAGUGAGCAGUGCAGCUGAUGAACUGACCAAACCCAAAUCACUUUGGAAAUCAGUCUUCUCCAGUUACAGGAAGGACAGAAAGAAGAAGGAGGAGAGAGCGUGUCCCAGUACACCAUCAAGCAGCAACACCAUCGACUCCAGCACGAGACACACCAGAAACAUCCUCCGCACAGCAGUGGAGCUCCAGCUUGGUCAGCACCUGAGUUUAUCAGAGGAUUCCGACUUGUCGAAUGAUGAUGUCUUGGAGAGGAGUUCCCAGCGCUCGAGAAGAGAGAAACCCUACACUGAAGAGGAGCUCAAUUCCAAGCUGACUCGGAGAGUGCAGAAAGCAGCUCGACGACAGGCCAAGCAAGAGGAGCUGAAGAGGCUGCACAGGGCACAGAUCAUUCAGCGGCAGCUCGAACAGGUGGAGGAGAAACAGCGCCAGCUGGAGGAGCGAGGUGUGGCUGUAGAGAAAGCUCUCCGUGGGGAAGCAGACUAUUGGGGAGAGUCUAGUUACAGUGAAAUCCUCGACUUGCAUCUGGGUGGAAUGGGAAAGAAAGACGACCCUCGACUGAUGCAGGAGUGGUUUAAACUGGUACAGGAGAAGAACAGCCUGGUGCGCUAUGAGUCUGAGCUGAUGAUCUUUGCCCGUGAACUGGAGCUGGAAGAUCGGCAGAGCAGGUUACAGCAAGAACUCCGAGAACGUAUGGCUGUUGAUGACAAUCUGAAAAGCAGUGAUGAGCUGUCCGAGGAGAAGAGGAUCCUGAAUGAGAUGUUGGAGGUGGUUGAGCAGCGAGAUUCACUAGUGGCGUUGCUGGAGGAGCAGCGACUCCGGGAGAAGGAGGAGGACAAGGAUCUGGAGGCUGUGAUGCUCAGUAAAAGCUACAACUUGAACUGGUCAUAAAGUAACCUGCCCAAAGCUACAGACAGAGGAUCCCUGGGGAAUCAGGAGAAACAGCAGCCGGAAUGGGAGACAGGAGACUUCAAGCAAGGCCUGCUCCGUGGUCUGAAGAAAGCUUUCUGUUUUACCAUGUGUCAGCUGCAUGCAUGACCCUACCUGACCUGAGGGGAACCCCUGCCAAUCGACGCAAGGCCUCGGCCUCAUUUACCUUCCUCUGGCCUGAAUGGCAGCCGGAGGAGUGGGACAGUUGGAAAUGAGUCCCCAGCCAGAUUUGGGCAGGCAGUUACUCACAGGCCAAGAGCCGUAGUCAGUCUGCUACCCGCUAAACAGCCUAGGUCCAGAAGAGGCUCACAGCUCAUUCUGAUGUUUCUACAGAUUCAAAACAUUGGCCAAAAUUAGUAAUUAGGUCUGGGAUUGCAAAAUGGAAGCAAGACAUGAAGUGGGCGGUGCAGUACAGAUCAGUGCAAGGAUUUCUCCAUUAUGGGAACCGUUUUGUGAUCCAAUAUUUAAAAUGGGAGUAAAAACAGAAAAUGCUGGAAAUACUCAGUAGGUCAGGCAGUGUCUAUGGAGAGAAAAGCAGACCUUACAUUAGAAUCUUUUUUCAGAUUUCCAGUCUGCAGUAUUUUGCUUUGGUGUUUGAAAUGGGCGUUGGUCUUCCCCCUGUGCGCUCUUGUGUUCUUUAGUCUGGUCAUACAGGCUCCUAACUACAAGUAGGCCUAAAGACAGUGUCUAGGCCUGUGACAGGCUCCAGCUGGUCAGAGCUGGGACUGCUGACACAGAGUAUCUCAGCCCCCACUGACAAUGCCACUGCUGCUGAAGGAAUGUUUAAUUUAAUAGGGGGAGAUAGGGGUUGUGUGAUGGAAUGGGAGCAGAAACUGAAAGCUGCCUGAAUUCUUAACAGGGUGUAAGGAGUUUGAACGAGCAUGAUUAUGACGGGGAGCGGAAAUCAAAGGUUCAAUGGACAAAAUCAUUGGUACAUUUAAAGGGGUGCAGUGGCAUCCCACCCUGUCCAUCACUCUUUCUCACACUGUACCCAUCUACGUCCCCACCCUCUCUCACACACACUGUACCCAUCUACGUCCCCACCCUCUCUCACACACACUGUACCCCAUCCAACACCCCACAC
Molecule: messenger RNA, 7180 nt
Organism: Carcharodon carcharias (great white shark)
Lineage: Eukaryota; Metazoa; Chordata; Chondrichthyes; Lamniformes; Lamnidae
Product: F-actin-monooxygenase MICAL2-like
Exons: 34
Coding region: 295-6057 (1920 amino acids)
Molecular function (GO): protein binding; FAD binding
Source: RefSeq, a predicted model, not a curated record